GUUGGCUACUUGUUGAAUUGUACUGAUGUCGUUGUUGCUUAUGACUCCCGCUAAUCCCUCAUGGUUUUAUGGCAUUUCCUCCUGUGAUAUCCUUCGUUUCAACUCUUUACAUAACAGUGCAGGCGCAAGACUCGGAGCAGCCACAGCACUCGCAGGACUCUCCGCAGCCUAAGGGCUUAGGCUUGACAAUGGUAGAGAUGGAAGAGGCGGUGCUGGCAGGCAUUGUGGUGGAGAUGACGGUUUGCUCGAGAUAUAAUGCGAAAGGUUUUGAUGGUGGAGAGUGAUGCGGAGUGUUAGGUGUCGUGAUCCAAGCUUGUCAGAAGAGGUUGGUGUGAACGACGAUUACACCCUGUAGCAACAAGCAGGAGAGCUUUAUACCCAAGGUUCAGGGAGCUGGUUAUCGGCACCUGCACA
Molecule: messenger RNA, 414 nt
Organism: Macroventuria anomochaeta
Lineage: Eukaryota; Fungi; Ascomycota; Dothideomycetes; Pleosporales; Didymellaceae
Exons: 2
Coding region: 69-284 (71 amino acids)
Source: RefSeq, a predicted model, not a curated record